GUGUCAACAAGCUAAGAAAAAGGCUGUGCUUCUUCUGGCCUGUCUGCAAGUAGUCUCAUUCUCUUCUCAUUUGGUUUCUCAGUUCUCACUAACAGCAUGGAAGCUGCUGCAGCAUGGGACGGACCUUGCGAGUUUCAGCUGGCGAACUGGACCAGUGAAGAACCAGUUGCCGGUCUCCCUGUGGACUAUGCGUCCAUCGACAUACCUGGUGGUGCUUGCGGCCUCCAAGCAUAUGAUGAGAAUGAUGUGCAGCUGCAGCUGCAGCAGCACCUCGUUGAGUACUAUUCUGCAGCCUCACAACACAAUAUUACUACGAGCUGUGAGAAAGCCAAGGUCUCGGACGACAACAGUGAUGCAAGGUGUGUCGCCAAACAAGUAGUGGACCAGUUUAAGGCUGAUAUGAACAUGAUGAAGCAGAAGAUACAUAGAUACCCGGCAUGUCUUGGAACUGUCGAUAAAUCCUAUACCGUGCCAAGGAUUGUGGCCCUUGGCCCCUACCACCAUGGCCUGGAGCACCUCAAGAAGGCGGAGGAAGUGAAGCACGUUGCCGCCUGCCACUGCACCGGGGAAGGCAAGUUACUGAAGGAGAUGUAUGAAGUGUUCAUCCCCGUCGCAGACUGCGCCCGCCAUUUGUACGACAAGGAUGUGAUGGAAGGUAUUAGCGAAGAUGACUUCCGACAUAUGAUGUUCUUUGAUGCUUGUUUUUUGGUGCAGUACAUGCUUAUGCGGGCAUCAAGUCGUUACAAAAUUGAUAAGAGCUUGAAGGGUUUCUUGAGUCCUAACCGCCGCGACAUCUUCCAUGACGUCAUGCUGCUUGAGAACCAGAUCCCAUGGAUGGUGGUCGAGGUAGUCAUGACAUUCUUGAUGCCUAUGUCAUCGAUAUCCAAGAACUUUGUGUAUAAAAUGAGACGUUGUAUGCUACCCAGCGACCAUCGUGAGCCUCCCGAACCAAAGCCUUUUAUCUGGUAUGAAGACUACAAACCACCUCAUCUCCUUGGCCUCCUCCAUUACUACAUUGUUGGACCAUGCACAGCUCUGCUUGGCACCGGUGUCCCUGGACCGUGACUGUGCAAGCUACCUCGUCAACAUGGCGGCUCUUGAGCUGUGCAUGGUCCGAAGCUUUUCAAAAGCCCGGGAACAAGACUCUGCUGUCUGCUCCUACGUCUUGCUCCUAGCCAAUCUGGUAUACAGGGAGGAGGAAGUUCAGGAGCUACGGGAGAGGGGUCUCAUACAGAGAGGAGGAGGGCUCACCAACGAGGAGGCGCUCCGAUUCUUCACCAGCUUCCAGGGUCUGCGCAUGGGACCACGCUACUAUCAAAUCAUGCGAGACAUCGAGAUUUACAGGGACAAUAGGCCGAUGAAGACCAAGAUGCAUUCAUUUCUCCACAACCACAAGAAAACUAUCGCUGCGGUUGUCACCAGCAUUGGUGCGGUUGGCGGGAUCAUAGGGACACUCCUAUCUAUCAAAAGUUCUAUUUGAGAUGUUGUAUCUAUGCUUUAGUUGUAAUUUUUCUAUCUAUAUAUAUGAUUCCUCUGUCUACUCAAA
Messenger RNA from Sorghum bicolor (sorghum), 1546 nucleotides. Its product is annotated as UPF0481 protein At3g47200. NCBI's taxonomy places the organism in Eukaryota, Viridiplantae, Streptophyta, Magnoliopsida, Poales, Poaceae. Bases 97 to 1065 code for a protein of 322 amino acids. The record is from RefSeq and is a predicted model, not a curated record. The transcript is spliced from 2 exons.